AUCCCCUUCUACUUCUCACAGUCAACGCCUUUUCUCUUGCCCCAUGAACAACUCCACAGGCUCCGGCGGAUCAGAUGCCUCCGGCAACGUCGGCACUUUCCCCUACAUAGUCGGAAUUUCAGUCGGAGUUCUUUUCCUUCUCACAACCGUAACAAUCGCUACCUAUUUAUGCACCAGAACCACCGUUCCGCAGCCGAAUCGCCGUCGUCGGCCAGGGGAACGGCGCGAUGUCAUCGUCGAUUUUGGACCGGGGCUCGAAGAUGAGGCCAUUAAUGAAUAUCCGAAGAUUCUGUACUCGGAAAAGAAAUUGGAGGGAAAAAUGGAGUCCGCCGCUGCGAGUGGUUGUUCGAUUUGUUUGGGGGACUAUAAAAACGAGGAUGUUCUACGGUUGUUGCCGGAUUGUGGUCAUAUGUUUCACAGCGGCUGUAUCGAUCCGUGGUUAAGGCUGAACCCUAGCUGCCCUGUUUGCAGAACUUCGCCGGUCCCGACGCCGCUUUCCACCCCUCUGGCGGAGGUGGUUCCGUUGGCCAACGGAAGGAGUUGAAAAAUCUGACCUGUAAAUAAAUAUA
Cucurbita pepo subsp. pepo (vegetable marrow) is the source of this 569-nucleotide messenger RNA. Its product is annotated as RING-H2 finger protein ATL70. The record is from RefSeq and is a predicted model, not a curated record. NCBI's taxonomy places the organism in Eukaryota, Viridiplantae, Streptophyta, Magnoliopsida, Cucurbitales, Cucurbitaceae.